Messenger RNA from Tachysurus vachellii, 3594 nucleotides. RefSeq names its product homeobox and leucine zipper encoding b (gene homezb). Gene Ontology annotation, biological process: regulation of transcription by RNA polymerase II. The record is from RefSeq and is a predicted model, not a curated record. Gene Ontology annotation, molecular function: DNA binding; DNA-binding transcription factor activity, RNA polymerase II-specific. The transcript has 3 exons. Lineage: Eukaryota; Metazoa; Chordata; Actinopteri; Siluriformes; Bagridae. The coding region runs from base 347 to 2479 and encodes 710 amino acids. Gene Ontology annotation, cellular component: nucleus.
CCCAGAGGAUGACUUCUUACAUGUGUCUGUGGUGCUCAGUGUACAGCGGCGUCGCCAUGACUUCAUGACACUUUAACACUUUAUAACUGUCAUGGCGCCUGUUACAGACCAGAGCUUUAAACCCAUAAAGAAUGAGAGAGAUUUAACCAGAAUGAGCUCCUUAUCUUAGUGAAUCAGUGAAGCUUGAGAGAUUUGUUCAUUUGGAUUGUUUACCAACAUGUGACCAGCACCAUAAACCUGUUGUUUAAAUAAGUUGUACAUAAUAAACACAAUUUGUUUAUGGUCGUUCUGUGAAAAAUAAACAAUAACAGUAUCAGUUCAUCACUUAUUAUUUACAUGUCUGUUCAUGCCUCAGCAGGUCGCCAUGCAGCAGUGUGAACCCCCUCAGCAACAGCGCGAGGACAACCGGAAGCUGGAGGCGAAAACAAGGGACAGCGAGGAGAGUGAUGCUUAUGAAUGCAGGAUCUGCGGCUACAAAGCAGCGGAUGUCUGCGCUCUUAGUCAACAUCUGCACUCUGUCCAUCCUGUUACUGCUCUGCCUGGACCGAGCUCAGUAAAAGAUGAGAGUAAAGGAGCCUCAGAGGGACAGAAGAGUCCACCUGAAGGAAAUUCUGAAUUUUCCGAAGGGUCCAUGUCUUCCUCACCCAUGGACUCAGAGGAGACCAGCAUAAGUACAUGCAAUGCAGAGAACCAGGUACAAGCAGCGGCGCAAAAAGAGACUGUGAAAAACUCACCUGCUGCCAAAAACAGCCAAAGUAUUUCUCCCGCCUCCAUUUUGCCUCAGAGGAAAGCCUCAUCCUCUUCAGAGUCUACAAAAGGAAGCCAAAGCAAGAACUCAGCCUCCUCAGGCACAUCUGGCCUCAACCAGACACACUUGGUGUGUCUUCCUCUGGUAUCUGAAGGUCUGAAGCUGGUGUGGGUGCGCUCGGAGCAGACUAACGAGCUGGAUGCAGUAUCAGAUCUUGUAGAAGCAUUUAAUGCCUUUCCCUACCCCACAGAGCAGGAGGCCAGUGCUCUGGCACGUCGCUGCUCCCUCUCAGCUGAGCGCGUCAAAGUGUGGUUUAUGAUGCAGCGCGUCCGCUACGGAAUCAGCUGGGCAGACGACGACAUCCGGCAGACGCGGCUUAAGUUGCGGCGUCUGCAAAGCAUGUCACUCGGGGAGGAGGGUGAGGAAGAAGAGGAGGAUUAUUUAGCACAUGAAGAGAGGACACCUGAGACGCAACAGCAGGAUGUUAAACAGGCUCCUGUGACAGAGGUCUAUACGGGUUAUGCACACUACACACCACAACUAGUUUUCUCCCAGGACGAAGCCAGUGACUUUAACAGCAGGCAAAACAGCAUCAUUCCUCAGUACACCAACGGCGUAGAGAACUUUGUUCAGCAGCAAACUGAAAACCAGUGUGUGGCUGAUUUUCAAAAUGUAUCUGUUGACAAAGACCAGGCUCAGUUGCCCAGAGAACUGAAUCAUUUACCUCCUCACGAGCUCAAGGCUGAGAGUUCCAGCACUUAUAGAGCUCUGUCCAAAUCAGCCGUGGUUUGUGGUCCUCCCAUAACUCAGCAGCGGAAGAAAUCCAAAGCACAGCUGAUGGCGCUUCGCCGUAGCUUUGUCCAAAAGAACUGGCCGUCUGAGGCUGAGGUGCAGCGGCUACAGCGAGCCACCGGGCUCGGACGACACGAGAUCCGUAAGUGGUUUGCUGACAGUCGAUACCAGCUUCGCAGGAGCGGUCGGUCCUGGCUGGCUGAACUGAGCAAGCCGAGUCAGUCACUAGAGCCUUCGGGUAGAUUUCAACAACAGUUAAACAGCGACGAGUUUCAGGAGGAUGGCGAAGCCUCAGGAGCGGGGCUUGACGUUGAUCUCGAUGUGGACAUGGAGGAUCAACAGGGCCCAGUAGAAGAUGGGGUCAGCGAGUCGAACACGAGGAAAGAGGACCAGACUGAAGAUCCAUCACACAAAGACAGCCAGGCUUCCGUUAAACAGGAGCGGCGUGAUAUCACUAUCGUCCCUUCUCCAUCUCCCGCCUCCUCUUCUCCAUCUCCGUCACUCCUACAAGGCUGGAACCCCAGCCUGGGUCCUGAGCCCAACCUCCGGAAGAAGACAUGGGAGCAGUUAAACAUGCUGAGGCAGAGCUUCCUGCACUGUCAGUGGCCCACUAGCGAAGACUACACAGUCUUGCAGCAGAAGACAGGACUGACACGGACUGAGAUUGUUCAGUGGUACGGAGAUACACGCUACCACAUUAAACACUCCAACCUGCGCUGGAUUCACCCGGACGACCGAGAACGUGUACGCACAGGUGUCAUGAAGCAGCAGAAGAGAGCAGGGAAGGGCCCCAGGAGCAGGAGAUGGACAGAGAGCACAGAUCCGAGCUUCAGGUUUAGGGAGCCGCAGCCCAGUAACGGGACAGGAGGGAGUGAGGCGAAGUCAUGGGACGAAUUAUACAAGACCGCUUCCUCAGUACUGCCAGGGGGUGAACUUUGACCCUGGAGAAUUUUUAGAUUAAAUGUUAAAGAGUAUUUAGAAUAGCAGGAAAGUAGAGGCUGGACUCUACAUUGCUGCCAAAUGCUGUAUUUCAUGAAGAAGUUUUCUUGUUUGUUUGUUUGUUUUUGUUUGUAUUCUGGUCUCUGUCUCAUGUUCUCAAGUCCAGUGUUUCUCACCACUAAUGGAUUGUUGCAUUAACAUAAUCCAGUGCCUCGUCAGGACCUUUAAUACACAAAUAUUUAUGUAUUUAGUUUUGUCUAUAUGAGCAGUUUCAUUUAAGCUGAAAUUAUUUAUGAUAACACUAAAAAAAAAAAAAAAAAGAAAAGAAAGGAAAGAAAGAUGUUCCGAGCGAUUAGCAGAACACAAGCACUGGGUGAAACUGCUGAUUUCAUGUGUAGCAUUUCAGUGUUCAACAGGAUAGGAGCGUGCGUAGAAAUUAGUUUCAGGUCUUUUUUAAUGCACAUUUUCAGAAGUUUAUUUUAAAAGAAUAACUGACUUUUAGUGUAUUAACAUGGUUCAGAUCUUCCAAACCAUGAAUCCUUUAAAGUGUUGCUUUUAAAAGAACAGUCGGUGUGAAAACUAUUUUAAGUGGUUUUAAGAGAAUUAUUUUCCAUCCUGUUCUUCUAUGUUAAUUAUUGCUUAUUUCCGUUAUAAUUUAUUUAGACCCAGGACCACAAUCCAACAGAAACAGGCUUGAAUGAUGCAUUUGAUAUUCUAUGCAUUUAAUUAUUAUUUAGUUGACUAGAAAAUUCCUUUAUUGCUUUUGAAGAUUUUUGUACCUAUUUCUAGAAAAUGUUUCUCCCUUGGUUACAAUGGCAUUUUGACUCAAUAAAGUGGACUUCAGGAUUUUUUUUUUUAUUAUUAGUAUAUUUGAACUGGGCAAAUACAGUACAUAUUUACAAGAAGGCUGUAUGAAAUGAUCAAAACGUGUGCUUUUGCUUUACAGUCCCAUCACAAUCUAUUAAAACAACCCAAUGAUGCUGUGAUGUAUCAGAGUUACACACUGACCAAGAAAUAUUUUUUAUAACACAUCAAAACAUCAAUAAAAAAAUCUAUGGUUUGUUAGAGAACUCUUUUAUACAUUGCAGGCUUCUUUGAUAUCAGUAUUACACUGC